AAUGACAAACUUUAUCAAUGCUAGAUUAAGAUAUACGUCUAAAACAUUAGAAACGUAUAGAAAAUUUGCAACAAGAGCAGCUAAUAAACGUAUUGAAAGUAUAGGGCUAAUUGUUACUUUAUCGAUAGAAGCUUCCCUAGGAGAUUUUAUGGGGGAAAUAACAUCGAUAAAUCAUUUAUUUAGCAACUUUAAACAACUAAGAAAUGAUGUCUGGCGAUUAACGGAAAUGGUUACCAAAACUUCAAAGAAAAUGAUGAUAUAUGCUGAAAAAACUGACACCAAUUUUCGAUAUGUGAACAAUGUAUUAAGAAAUAAUAUAAAUUGUGAUCAGAGUCAACCAAAGGGUAUGUGCAGUCUAACAAUGAAUUCUCCUACUCUUGUUGAAGCCAUUUUGGAAAGGGGCCAUAAUAGGCUUCAAUCAAUUACCAAUGCUACCGAUAAAGCUAUGAUUGAAUAUGAAAAUUCUAUUAUAGAUUUCUCCAACUCUGUUGGUUUGUUUAUAAAUUCAACAGAGAUUCCCUCUAUAAUUUCUUCAGGGCAAUGGGAAGAAUAUAAGAAUAAGAUGUUUAAGGAACCCCUAGAUAAUCUCUUGAGAAUGAUUGCUAGUAAAUUGAUACGUCUUGUUCCUGAAAAACUCAAUGAUCCCGGAUUAAGAUUCUGUCUCAAGGGAUUACAUAAUACUGCUUGUUUUUCUCAUGUACUCUCAGCCGUUGUCCUUUUCAUUAUCAUCUUACUAGCUAUCACUUUCCUUCUAUAUUUGAAAAGGGCGGCAAUAAGGACACUCAUUACAUUAUCAUUUCUAGUUUCUUGUACUGUUACAUUUUUAUUGGCAGCUAUUUCAGUAAUUAACUUAUUAUCAUUCGGAAUUGAAACAACGGGAUUAUCUAUUCUCUUAAAAACAAAACUUAAAGAACUUGACACUGCUAUAGGACAAUUUCAUGCUUUACUAACCAAUCAUUAUGAAGAAAAGACUUCCGCUGCCGACUUCUUGUCCGAAUGCUCUAAAGACAAACCAUUAACAAGAGCAAUACGAAUACAAACUGAUCAAUUGUACAAAUCUGAUUUUAAACUGUCGGAAAUUGAAGCAUUAAACUCCCUGCCAGAUCGUCUAUUACUUACAAAAUCCAUUCAAGAAAAUGUUUCAUUACUCGGUCGACUGCUAUCCGAUGAACUCAUAUUAGGUGAUGAAAUUAAGAAAUUAAACGAUAAUCUUAUGAUGGAGAUUACUUUGUGGAAAAGAAGAGUUUACGAAACGCAAAAAAUCUCUGAUCUUACUCAAGCGGCAAUAUCUCAUUCAUCUUUUGAAGAGGAAGAGAGGAGCAAAAUGAUGAAAAAGUUAAGCGAAAGUGCCCAAUACAUUGAUAAGAUAUUGAAGAAAAAUUCUCACAUCCUCACCAAAUCAAAUCGUUUACGGUUCCUAAUUAUUCAAUUGAAAAAGGAAAUUGGUCAAAUUGAAUAUAUUUUAACAAAGUUUUCUUCUCAAUUUCUUAAAGCUAUGGACAAAAUCAUUAUGAACGCUACAAAACAUGUUGAAAAGUCGAUUAUGAACGUCGCCGAUCAAUUAUAUAAAGUACAAGUUGACGCCGUCAUAAAUCAUUUUGGUAAAUGUAAACCAAUCUGGAAUUUAUGGAGAAAAUACGUUCAUGGAAAAUUUUGCGGUACAUUAAUAAAAUCUGAUAGUCUAAUGAUAAUAUUAAAGGAUUCGGGAUUGCAACCAGGGUUUGAACUUAUGGGUAAUCCAAGUGGAUUCUAUACAAACUUUGAGAAUAAAACACAAGUCUAUUUCUGGGCUGAUUUAAUCCGACAAAUAGCGUCAAGAUACAUACAUAAAUUUGGUAUUACUUAUGUUAAAGAAUGGAUAUUCGAAACUUGGAAUGAACCGGACAAUCACGAUUUUGAUCAUUUGAAUUUUACAACGAAAGGAUUCCUUAAUUACAUAGACGCUUGUAGAAAGGGUUUAAAUCUUGCCCACUCUGACUUAAAGUUAGCUGUUAUUGGAGGUGAUAUCAAGCCAUUACCAAGGAGACCUUUCGCCAACGCUAUAUUAACACACUAUGUAAACGGUACCGAUUUUUUUGACGGCAAUCAGCCCCAGAUUUGCGAUUUGAUUACUUUCCAUAAUAAGGGUAACGACCCGAAUAACACCAAAGUCUUAAUAAAGAAAUAUUUUUUAAGCGAAGCUGAUCCUCUAGUUGGAUGGAAUAAGGAUAGGGAGUGGAGAGGGGACGCAAGAUACGCUGCUUUAGUCAUUAAAAUUAUCUACAAUUAUAUAAAUAAAUUCGGAAAUAGGAGAAAAUUUCCUAUGAAAUUACUGAGUAAUGAUAAUGCUUUUCUCAGUUACAAUCCUUUCUUCUUUACUCAGAGAACCAUCUUGGCAAGAUUUCAGAUAAAUAAUACGAAUCCCCAUCACGUUCAAUUCAUACCAAAACCGGUGUUUAAUUCAUUCGCUCUUCUAGCCUACUUGGGAAAUAAAGAAUUAUAUUCCAAAGUUGAAUCCCUCGAAUCAACAAUUGGAAUUAUUGCCUCGUCCCUUGACAGCAAUGAAUUAAGUAUUUUAUUGUACAAUUCAAACGAUAGUGCUAAUUCUACUAGUGGUCAUACAAAGGUCAAAGUUCAAAUAAGUGAAUUAUCAAAACUCUUCGGCUCAGGCGAUGUAGACUUGAUGAAAGUCCAAUAUACAAUUGACAACUGGAAUACAAAUCCCUAUAAAAUAUGGAGAAAACUUGGAUCUCCUAAAACACCAAACCACAAACAGCUGUUACUUAUGAAAGAUGCCUCUCGCUUAUACAGACAAGCAUCACCCAGAAAAGUAUCCGUUAAAUAUCUAACGUCAAUCGCCUUUGAUCUUGCCUUGCCAAGCAUCUCUUUAUAUCACGUCUAUGCUAUUACAACUAAUAGGUGCAUUAAAACUUAUGAGGUAAUGAAAAAGACUCCAAGCGGAAAGUUUUCACGGAUAAACGUCGAAGACACCAUCUUCAAUUUCUACGAAGAUGCCUCUGGCAAAAAUACCGGCAAAUAUAAAGUUAGAGCCGUUGAUUAUUGGAAUAGAAAUGGCCCAUUUUCAGAGACAGCAAAGUCACUUUAA
Messenger RNA from Dimorphilus gyrociliatus, 3085 nucleotides. Lineage: Eukaryota; Metazoa; Annelida; Polychaeta; Dinophilidae. The record is from the annotation of a GenBank genome assembly.